AUGCCGCAGGCUGUAACUUUGGAUGUGCCUGCCGAGCUGAUCAAGGACCCUCGGUCAUGGACAGUCGAGGACAUCAGCGUUUGGUUGCAAUGGCUGGGCAUAGGGGAGCACGUGGAGUCCUUUGCAUCACGGGGAGUGGAUGGGGAGAUGCUGCUCCUCAGUGCGGAGUCAAACUGGGCUGAACUUGGUGUACUGGAUCUUGCCCAGCAAAGAGUCCUGGACUCGGCCGUGGAGCCGUUGAGGUGCUUCCACCAUGGCGCUGUGGAGACCAGCAUGGCGCUACACGCCAUUGAAGGCCCAGUGGCCGGACAGAUCUUUUUUGUUGGCGCUGGGGUGUCUGGCGGCCGACACAACGCAUCAAAUGGCAUCGUGCUCUCAGAGAACUAUGUGUCAAGACGGCACUUUCAGAUUCUCCGAGAUCGAGUGGGUCAAUACUUGCUGCAUGAUGUGGGAAGCACCACUGGGACCUUUUUGAUGAUAAGGGAAGAACUGGCCUUGGAGGAUCAAAUGAUCAUCCAGCUUGGCACAACCGAGAUCACUGUCCAUAUCGAGGGUAGCAGAUGCACCUUGGUGGUUACAGAAGGCCCUGACAAGGACAUUUCGGCAGUGGUGCCACCAGUGGGAGUCUUCAUCGGAAGAGAGGGUGGCAACGGGCUCUGUAUUCGAGAUCCGCAGAUCUCUUCCUUUCACUGCGAAGUCCGACCAUCUCGAGACGGCUUCCUGCUGGAUGACAAGUAUUCUACGAAUCGAACCUGGCUGCGGUUGGCACCUGACGGUCAGCCUUCCAAGCGAUACCUGCUUCGCAUCGGCGACCUCUUCAAAGUCGGUUCGACGUUGUUCCAUGUAGUGGAACCCGCAGCAGCAGAGCCAGAAGUCCUGCGCUUGGACCACACACAUUUUCCCGGCUCGCCGGAAUCGGAGUUGGAGGAGCCGGACUUCAGUGAUCCUGAGUUGCCCGGGGAGAUGGUUCCAUCUACGGCCUCUCAGCUGCGCUGGGAACCUUUCUUGGAGACAGAUGCGAGGCCAAUCAUGCCUGCAGAUGAAUAUGCUCGUCGUUUGACCGAGUCGCGAAGCCGGAUGGUGGAAGGCUCCGCUAGACGGGUGGCUGGCACCGGCAAUGAGUUGCAGGGCAGCCAGGAUGCCAUGUUUGCUGAAAGGGAGCUCUCUUCCUUGCAGCAAAGAAUGCGGAAUUCAAGAGCACAAACUGCCUACACGAUGCAGCACAACCGUCAAAGUGAACGGCGAGAUGAAGAUCUAUGCAAGAUCUGCUACGACAAUGACAUCGACGUGGUUCUCUAUCCAUGUGGGCAUUUCAUGCUUUGCAGAUGGUGCGCCCAGAUGGUCUCGGACUGCCCAGUAUGUCGUUUGGUCAUCACAGAUGUGAUCCGCACGUACAAGGAACAAGUCCGGCAACUUCGAGGUUUCCAGGAGGCCUUUCCACAUAGCUCUGAUCAGAACUGGCAGCGGGAGGUGUGGCCUUCAAAGCUUCCGUUUGCAAUGGGUGUUCUAGGUGAGGAACAUUUGGUGGGCACCAUUCGGGCAUUCCUUCUGCCAAACGAGGAAGCAAUGGACUUGAGCCGCGUCAAGCUGCCAGAGAAGGUGAAGGUUGAUCUGGUUUUGGCUUUUCUUUCCGCGCUCCUGGAACGGCGACAUUCGUGUUUGUCAAGGCUUCCAGAAGGUGUACUGCCCGCAGAGGAGUCCGAUGCAGAUGUUAAGGAAGAUCAGGCCAUCCAAAGCCCUGAGCCAUGCAUGGACCCACUGCCUGGAUGGGCAGAAUUCAGCCAAGAAUCUGUGCAAUGGUUGCGUUGUGCUGGGAUCAGUGUUCUUGGGGUUUCAGCUGCUGCGCUGGGAAGGUGUUGGGAGGGCAAUCCCUUGGGAGCCGCCAACGAUUUCUUCUCGGUCUUCUUUGGACUGGGUUUGUUUCAAGACGAUCUUUGGCAACUCUUGGGUGGCUGUGGCGACGAAGAGGAACUGUGCACCAUCUCAGCCCGAGGCUCCAAUUGCUUGGUACCAUUUGGUCUUCUGUCCAUCAUCAAUGCCCUUUUCGAUACCAUGACGGUUUCGGUGGUCUGUGUCGACUGCUUCGUUUCGGUGCAACAAGCGCUCUCCACACUUUGCAGCGGUUGCUUCUUCGCCUUUGGCGCAGCCAUUUUUCAGGCAUGCGCUGCCUUUAUUGCGUGGCAGAUAUACCGCGGACGUCCACAAAAUGCAGGAUACAGCUUGGUACCUGGUGCAAUGGAGAUCCCAAUGGACGAACGUGCUUUGGGCCGAGGUCAUGUGCAAAAAUCCUUUGUCGGUCUGGUCACGGCCUCAGCUGUGGAGAAAUGCAGGGCACUGAAGGAUCUGAAAGCCACCGAGGUGAAACUUUUGAAGUUCGACCCGAAGAGAGAGCCAAAAGUAUGUGAAUUGGCACAGAGCUACCUGAAGGAGAGUGGCGGUGCUGGCAGGACAGCCUUGGACGAAACAGAUGUGAAGGGCGCCUUCAAGCGCGUCAACUCGGUGUGGCGGAACCAUAUUGAGGAGGGAGGCGAAUUUAGCCCUGCUUCUGGCCGUUAUCACCUCUACGUCGCGCUUGCUUGCCCAUGGGCUGAUGGAGCCCUUGCCGCCCUGUUCAUGAAAGGACUGGAGGAUUGCAUCGGUUACAGCAUCGUCCACCCGACCUGGCAGAGAAGUCGCCCCAAGGAUCCAGCAGAUCAGCACCAUGGCUGGAUAUUUUGCAAACCCGGUGACCCACCGUUGUCCAAUGGGCUGGGUUUUGGCACUUUCGAGUGCGAUGAUGCCCUGGUGCCAGACACCGUGAACGGCGCCAAGUUUAUUCGAGACAUCUAUGAGAAGGCUGGAGACACUGGGGGCAAGUAUUCAACACCUGUAUUGUGGGACAAGGAGAAGAAUACCAUUGUGAACAAUGAAUCGAUGGACAUUCUAAGAAUGUUCAACAGCAAGUUUAACAAGUGGGCCAAGAAUCCUGAUCUGGACUUAUUCCCUGCUGACUUGGAAGCUGAAGCCGAAGCUGCCAAUUCCUGGAUCUACCCAAAUAUCAACAACGGAGUUUACAGGUGUGGCUUUGCAAAGAGCCAGGAAGCCUACGACCAAGCCGUCAAGGACCUGGGAGAUGCCUUGGCCAAAGCGGAGGCGCUCCUGGAAAAGCAGCGCUACGUUUGCAAGCGAUUCAGCUAUAUGGACCUGAGACUCUUCAUGACCUUAGUGCGUUUCGAUGCCGUGUACGUGGUGUACUUCAAGACCAAUGUGGGCACCAUCGAGAUGAAUUAUCCAAAUUUGUUGGAGUACUGUAAGGACAUCUACCAGUUCCCAGGCAUGGCCAAGGUCCAGCAAGCCCUUGGCGAAGCUGCAGAUGUGGGGUGGUCCACCAGUUGCAGUCUGCCCAUCGGCCCGGAGGAUGUUGCUGUCCCACUCUUUUCCCGGUUACCGCUGUAUAGUCAAGACCGGAACCCAGGUGUACGGCACAACGUCAUGCAUCAGUUUUCAUGGCUGGAGUAG
Molecule: messenger RNA, 3498 nt
Organism: Cladocopium goreaui
Lineage: Eukaryota; Dinophyceae; Suessiales; Symbiodiniaceae
Source: the annotation of a GenBank genome assembly